CAUCUUGUCAGCGGUUGGUGGAAGCUGCGGCUGGCUCCGUAGUCUGCGAUCUGGUGUGGUACGGCCUGGUCGCUCGUGCACCCCGCAGGCCGCGUGCUGCCGCCCUGCCCCGGGCCUGAGCCGCUAUGGCCAACAAUAGCCCCGCCGUCGGCGCUGGGAACUGCCAGGGGCAGCAGACGGCCCAGCACCAGCCCGGUGCCGUCCCACCGGCCCAGCAGCAGCUGCAGAGCGGAGCUCCCAAGCUGGCGGCCUCAGGCAAGCAGGGCAAUGUGCUGCCACUGUGGGGCAACGAGAAGACCAUGAACCUGAACCCAAUGAUUCUCACCAACAUUCUCUCGUCGCCCUACUUCAAGGUGCAGCUUUAUGAGCUGAAGACUUACCACGAAGUGGUGGACGAGAUAUACUUCAAGGUUACGCAUGUUGAACCAUGGGAAAAGGGGAGCAGGAAAACAGCAGGCCAGACAGGGAUGUGUGGAGGGGUGCGUGGUGUUGGAACUGGAGGAAUUGUGUCUACUGCCUUUUGUCUGCUCUACAAAUUAUUUACACUGAAACUCACCCGUAAGCAAGUGAUGGGCCUUAUAACUCACACAGACUCUCCAUAUAUUAGGGCUCUUGGAUUUAUGUAUAUUAGGUACACACAGCCACCUACAGAUCUAUGGGACUGGUUUGAAUCCUUUCUUGAUGAUGAAGAGGAUCUGGAUGUGAAGGCUGGUGGAGGUUGUGUCAUGACCAUCGGGGAGAUGCUUCGUUCCUUCCUCACUAAGCUUGAAUGGUUUUCCACGUUAUUUCCAAGAAUUCCUGUGCCAGUCCAGAAAGCCAUUGACCAGCAAAUUAAAAGCAGACCUAGAAAAAUCAAGAAAGAGUGCAAGGAGGGAAUGGAAGAAAUAGACCGGCAUGUGGAACGUAGACGUUCAAGGUCUCCAAGACGAUCCAUCAGUCCCAGAAGGUCUCCCAGAAGAUCCAGAAGCAGAAGUCAUCAUCGGGAAGGUCAUGGAUCGUCUAGCUUUGAUAGAGAACUAGAAAGAGAAAGAGAACGGCAGAGAUUAGAACGUGAAGCUAAAGAGAGAGAAAAAGAAAGGCGGAGAUCUCGAAGCACCGAUCGCACACUAGAACGAAGGCGGAGCAGAAGCAGGGACAGAUACAGAAGCCGUAGUCGAAGUCGUGACAGGAAAGGAGACAGAAGAGACAGGGACAGGGAGCGAGAGAAAGAGAAUGAACGGAGCAGGAAAAAGGAGAGGGAUUAUGAUAAGGAAAGAGGAAGCGAGAGGGAAAAAGAUCGCUCUAGAGAAAGAUCAAAAGAAAGGAAAAGUAAGGGUGAUACAGAAGAGAGAAGACACAAAGAUGACAAGGAUGACAAGAAACACCGGGAUGACAAGAGGGAUUCCAAAAAAGAGAGAAAACAUAGUAGAAGUCGAAGCAGGGAAAGAAAGCAUAGGAGUAGGAGCCGAAGUAAGAACACAGGUAAGCGCAGCAGAAGCAGGAGCAAAGAGAAAUCAAGUAAACAUAAAAAUGAAAGUAAAGAGAAGUCAAAUAAACGAAGUAGAAGCAGAAGCAGAGGAAGAACAGAUAGUGUUGACAAGUCCAGAAAACGAGACCAGAGUCCCAGCAAAGAGAAGUCUAGAAAGCGUAGCAGAAGCAAAGAACGUUCCCACAGACAUGAUCACAGUGACAGCAAGGACCAUUCGGAAAAACAUGACCGUCGAAGGAGCCAAAGUAUGGAACAAGAGAGCCAAGAAAAACAAGAGAAAAACAAAGAUGAGACUAUGUGAACUCUUUGAGAAGUGGAUCACAUUGAAUCCUAUAAAUGUUUGAUUAAAUCCUGCUUAUUUUUUCUUAAAGUUGAGAUUGUGCAGUAGUUGAUGAGCACUCUUCUCCAACCUCCCUCUAGGCUGCAGAUUGUCAUUUCCUAUUUUGGGUAGGGAAGUGCCUUUGUAAACCCAUUCAAUGCAUUGACGGUUUCAAACCAUUUGUUUAGUUUAAUUCGUAAUGCAGAGAUUGUUCUUGAAUUUUUAUUGUUCAGAUAUUUCUGAAAUGUACAGUCUGUACAUACGUCCUGAAAAUGUUUUAAUUCCUUUGGCAUGGUUGCCAUGUUGGUUAAAUUUGUAUGAGGCAAUAAACUGCCACUAAUUCUACUUUUAUUUUGUAGAUGUGGAAUUAUGGGUUGUAUCCUGAAGUUAAUGUUGCUGUGCUUUACAUAAUACAUCUUUUAGGGAUGGAUCUUGAAUGUGUAUUAUAGCUGAGAUAUUUAUGUGCAUACAACGUACAUUGAGGGUUGCAGAUUUAGAACUACCAUGGAUGUCCACUGUACCUGCUGGUUUUUUUUUUUUUUUUUUUU
Messenger RNA from Melopsittacus undulatus (budgerigar), 2335 nucleotides. It is a transcript of the gene PRPF38B, whose product is annotated as pre-mRNA processing factor 38B. The record is from RefSeq and is a predicted model, not a curated record. Bases 126 to 1769 code for a protein of 547 amino acids. The transcript has 6 exons. Lineage: Eukaryota; Metazoa; Chordata; Aves; Psittaciformes; Psittaculidae. Gene Ontology annotation, cellular component: precatalytic spliceosome.